AGCAUAUAGUUUUUGGCUUCAAGGCAGUGAAGAUGAUCAAUGGAGUUGUAUGCUUUGUUCUUAGGGAUGUGAUAAAUCAUAAAAGCACACUGCCUCAACUGUCUUGAGGAACAGAGAAGUAUGGUAGACUGGUAUUUUGAGAACGAAUUUCUUUCAGCUGGCAUUAUAUACAUGCAUUGCUGCCUUUUUCCUUUCUGGUUUUUGAAGGAAUUUUCUGCCACGUAUAUAUUUACUUUUAUUUCUGUGUACUAGGAGUGAGUUUGUUCAUGUUCACUUGUGCUUCCCAUUCUGAUUCUUAGCUAGAGUUAUCUUUUUAUUAUCCGCUGUCUUUACCUGUACUUCAUGAAUGAACAACAGGAGCAUGUGGAAGUUGUCCUAGCUCAACCACCACCAUGAAAAUGGGUAUCGAAAGAGUUCUCAAGGAAAAAUUUGGAGACGCAAUCAAGGAUAUUUGCCAAAUAAAUGAUGAACAAAUUAGCGAGACAACCAUUGAGGCAGUGAAUGGUCAUUUAGACAUUCUAAGACCAGCCAUCAAGAAUUUUGGUGGGAGUGUGGAAGUGUUAUCGAUCACGGAUGGAAAUUGCCAAGUAAAAUACGAGGGACCUGAUUCAAUUGGAUCGGGAAUUAAAGCGGCUAUAAAGGAGAGGUUUGUUGAUAUUGUCGAUGUCGUGUUUACUAACUAGAGGAUAAUAUUUUCGCUUACUUUCAUGAAGGCAUUUUUUUAUGGCUUUGGAGAGUAAUUUUUGACAGUUUCGGUGCCAGGAAUGUAAUUCUAUGUAUAGUUUACCUAAGAAUUUCUCUUGAACUAAGUACCUCUGAUAAGGACAAUAGUCGAAUAAAGACUGCUUUUCACAUAAAAAUAUAGGUACACUAAUCUGUUGGGA
Molecule: messenger RNA, 884 nt
Organism: Olea europaea var. sylvestris
Lineage: Eukaryota; Viridiplantae; Streptophyta; Magnoliopsida; Lamiales; Oleaceae
Product: nifU-like protein 1, chloroplastic
Exons: 2
Coding region: 393-683 (96 amino acids)
Cellular component (GO): mitochondrion
Source: RefSeq, a predicted model, not a curated record